Diabrotica balteata is the source of this 1122-nucleotide messenger RNA. Lineage: Eukaryota; Metazoa; Arthropoda; Insecta; Coleoptera; Chrysomelidae. The record is from the annotation of a GenBank genome assembly.
CAGUGACGUCAGUGUCAUCAUUUUGGACGUGUCAAGUAAUAAAAGUUUGGGGUUAAAUUUUGUAAUUUUAAGAAGUUACAAAUUUAACAUAAAAAUGGUUUCUAUAUUAAAUUCAAUAGAUACUGGUCAUGAAGAUAUGAUACAUGAUGCAGAAGUAGAUUAUUACGGCUUAAGGUUAGCAACUUGUUCUUCAGAUAACAGCAUUAAAGUUUAUGAUAUAAAAAGUGGAGCUUCCACACUACUGGAUGAUUUAAAAGGCCACUAUGGACCUGUUUGGCAAAUAGCUUGGAGUCAUCCUAAAUUUGGAAACUUAUUAGCUUCGUGUUCUUAUGAUAGAAAAGUAAUCAUUUGGAAAGAGCAGCAAAGAAAAUGGAUAAAAUAUUAUGAGUAUGCAAAUCACGAUUCCAGUGUUAACUCUGUUCAGUUUGCACCUGCUGAGCUAGGUUUAAUUCUAGCUUGUGGAAGUAGCGAUGGUUCAAUUUCUCUUUUAACUUAUAAUGUUGGAAGUAACAUUUGGGAUGCCAAGAAGAUUCAAAAUGCCCAUGCAAUUGGAUGUAAUGCUGUUAGUUGGGCUCCAGCAAUUACCCCUGUUUUUGGAGAUGACACUACACCUGUGAAACGUCUUGUUUCUGGAGGAUGUGACAAUUUAGUAAAAAUAUGGAGGGAAGAUGGUGACAGGUGGAUUGAAGAGUCCAAACUUGAAGUACACUCUGAUUGGGUAAGAGAUGUAGCUUGGGCUCCAUCGGUAGGUCUCCACAGAUAUACCAUUGCCAGCUGUUCUCAAGACAGGAGAGUUGUUAUCUGGACUAGUAAUGAUUGUAUUAACUGGAAUUCAACAGUCUUACAUACAUUUGAUGAUGUAGUUUGGAAUCUUAGUUGGUCUUUAAAUGGAAAUAUUUUAGCUGUAUCUGGUGGAGAUAAUAAAAUCACCUUGUGGGAUCAAAACUCAGAAGGUAGUUGGCAAUGUAUUAGUGAUAUUGCCAAGGGCCAAGGUCAAAUCAAUAACCAAUGAUUUUGCUAUGUAAAUAGAUUUCAAAAUGUUACUUAUAUUUUGCAUUUUGUUCUGUAUUAAGUUUUAAUGAACGUAUAUUUUACUACUCUAAUUUUAAAAUUAAUUAAUAA